Triticum aestivum (bread wheat) is the source of this 1904-nucleotide messenger RNA. RefSeq names its product ankyrin-1. The record is from RefSeq and is a predicted model, not a curated record. The coding region runs from base 139 to 1494 and encodes 451 amino acids. Gene Ontology annotation, molecular function: protein binding. NCBI's taxonomy places the organism in Eukaryota, Viridiplantae, Streptophyta, Magnoliopsida, Poales, Poaceae. The transcript has 12 exons.
CUUCGUCCAAAAAGAACACUCCAACGGUCCAACCCCACAUUCACGAGUUGAGCCGCUGACACUCGCUCCUCCCACUCCCUGUCCUCCUCUCCACUCCGACGAAACCCUACCACCUCGCUCCAGUCCCACCCCGCCGCCAUGGUGCGCCCUCGCCACGUAUUCGCCUACGCUGAUGGGACGCCACAACUGGAGCUCCUCUGCGCGGCGACCACGGGCGACCUCGCUCACCUCGAGCGAAUGGUGAGGAAACUCGAUGGUGGUCGCGGCCGCCUUGCGGAGGCGGUGGAAGCCGUCAAGGAUCACGGCGCUGGGGCACUGCACCUGGCCGCCUCGGGCCAAAAUUUGGAGGUGUGCGAGUACCUGGUCGAGGAUGUCGGGGUGAAUGUGGAUGCCGUUGACGAAGCAGGAAGAACACCUCUGGUUUGGGCAAUUAUUGUUAAAGGUGGGCAAGUGGAUAUUGUUAAGUAUCUUCUUGAUCAUGGUGCCAAUCCAGAUAAUGCCGACAGAACAGGGAUUACUCCUCUUCACGAGGCCGUGGAACGAGGGCACUGUGAAGUAGUAGAACUCUUGCUCUCUAGAGGUGCUUAUGUCGAUCCGUUUUCUACGAUUGAUGGAACACCGUUGCAUGUCGCUGCUGAACAUAAGCAGGAAUGGGCCAUGAAGAUUUUGUUGGAUCAUCAUGCAGAUUGUAACAAGAUACUAAGAGGUUUCUUGACACCUCUCAACAUUGCUAUUGAAAGUCGCUCAGUGAAAUGUGUGAAACUACUGGUAAAGGCUGGUGCGGAUGUGAAGGGUCCCCGUAAUGCGACUCCCUUGCAAGGUGCUGCAAGACUUGGCCUAACUGACGCCCUUAAGUGCCUACUGGAUGCUGGGGCAGAUCCCAAUGAUCGAGAUGAACAUGGUCACUGGCCUAUACAAUUGGCAGCAUAUUUUGGUACACGCAAAGAUGUCGAAAUCCUAUUUGGAGUGACUUCUCGUAUUCCUGCUGUACAUGAUUGGAGUGUUGAUGGAAUAAUUAGUUAUGUAAAGGCACAGCCAAAGUUGGAGGAUCUCCCUUUGUCUAAAAUGACAGUAGCUGAAUUGAAAAAAGAAGGAUCCAAAGCUAUGUAUAAACAGGAUUACAAGGCGGCAUUAGAAAUCUAUAAUAUGGCGAUAACGCUUGAUCAUGACAAUAUUGAUCCAGUCAUCAUUGGCAAUAGGGGUUUUUGCCGGCUUAUAUUGCAUAGAGACGGUGCUUUAAAUGAUGCACAGAUCUGCAGGCAAAUACAACCUGACUGCCCACAUGCAUGCUGGCUGGAAGGCUACUCAUAUUUGCUACUACAGGAGUUUGAAAAGGCAUGUGAUUCAUUUCUUGAUGCUGUCAAACUGGAUCCAGGACAUGUUGGAAUCGAGAAGGCAUUAAGGGAGGCUCUGAGGUUGUUGACAGAAUCCGACGCCGAUAAGAAGAAUGGUGUAGAAGGACCUGGAUAUCGCCCCGUAUAUUUGUACCAUUGAAGAGAGCAAUUUGGCUAACAGAUGGACGUCCUAAACUCUUAAGAACUUGUUGCUUGGUACUGUGUACAUUGACAAUGCUCGAACGAUGGAACACCCAUGCCCUGUUUAUCUGUAGGUAGGUUGGCUGCUCCGGCCGCAACCCUGAAUUAGGCCAUGCACACUCAUGGCGAAUUGCUGCAGAUUGUUGUCGGCCAUGUGAUGGAUGGCAUUCUGAGGGCGAUGAUUCAGCUAGCUGGGGGGUAUCGGUAGAUUUGGACGUGAUCACACCACACCGAUAGUCGAUGGUGUAUGUGUGGACUUUCUCUUUGUCUUUCUUCCAGAUAAUCUCAAUAUCCUCUAUAACACUAUGCUUCCUAGUUUUGAAGAGCCCACAUUCGAUUGAGGUCUUUAAUUGAAAUUGGGUCACCUGA